AUGACUACUACGUACGUUUAGUCACACCGUUGACCGCGAUGCGGACGUUUCGCGUGAAUCGUCGUCGUGUUGAAUUUUUUUUUCGGUCCCUGCGUGCGUCGUGAAUUACCCUGACUCUUCACCGCCGGUGGUGGACAGAAAAUAAGUUGUGAAAUCAAUCAAUCCAUCAAUCAAUCAGUCAAUUGGAUUCGUAACUUAAUUUGAUUUGGCCGAUUGGCCGCGGUCGGUUGGGUCACAACCUGGACACCGGCCACAUCGUAUCAUCUGUCAUCCUUCGUAGGUCAUUGGCAGUCGUCGAGGACGGAGGCGGAACGGACGAGCAAGGACGAUCGGUGAUUUUCACAAUUAUAUCGGAGCGGGAGUGACAAGCGGCGUAGUGAGAGAAAGAGUGUUUAUUCUGAAGCAGAUCGACUAGAGAACCCCGCCGGAUGUCGUCGCUGCUUGCCAGUAGUAAUGGAGUAGGCCCUGCCUGCGGCGGUAGAUCCACCAGUGGAAGCAGUCCGCGUAAUCCAAACGACAACGACAAUAACCUACUUAAGCUAGCGCUUAAAAAGCCCAAAUCCUGGAAGUGGGAACUGACGACGGCCAGCUCAUCACCCGCCCUCAACUUUCCGAAGAUACAGCUGUACGACAGCCGAACCGGUCAGCUAAUGGUCGAGCUGAAUAAGCCGGACUGUGUGGUCAAGAGUGAGGAGCUGUCGAACGAGAGUUCGGAGCGAUCGCGCAGUUCGCAGGAUCGUCGCAACCGGUACCGCCGCUCGCAGAGUUCCUGCAUUCGGGAGAAGGUCGUUACCUCCAGUGAGUACUUGAGUGAUGUGUUCGAGCAGCUGCAGAGCAAAGGGAUGGGUCACAAGGUGCCGACGAGUUUCGUGCAGUAUCGUGAAAAUGAGUGCGAUGGGGAGAGUUUCCCGAUUCAGAAGAGUAAAUCAGCUUGUGAAGUUCGUCGGAAUGUGUCCGCGGAUCAGAGCUCCGCUAAGAAGAAAGUUCUUAAAUCGUUAUCCAGUCGUUCCAGCUCUAUUUUGGGUAGAAUCAGUGAGUUAUACAAAAGUUCGACGGAAGAAGAACCGGUUUCGGUUCCAGCGGUGACUACGCCCGCUCCACAACCAACAAUUCCGGAGAUCACGGUAGUGGAAGAGACGAAACAAGCGGAGAACAAAUCCAAAAUCUACAAACUAGUCCGUAGCAAUGUCGGAACCUUGAUGGUCCGAGAGGAAAGUUUCCACACGCAGCGAAGUUUACGGCGUCGGCAACAGCUGUUAAACGACAACGUCGACGAACGAAGCAAAGAGAACACCGCCGUCGACGUGAAACGUAUCGUUAUGACGGACAUUCCGGAGUUCAGCUACGACACUACAAUUCAUGAAAUCGACGCAAUGAUUUCGAAGGUUAUGCUGUCUCACACUCUACCGGAUGCGAGCGAGAUUCCGCCGGCGGAAUACCGCCGGAAGUCGGUUCAACAUGGACCGGGACCGGUGCGGAGACGACGUUCGCGAAGAAGUGCCAGUGCGGGAAGUAACGGCAGUGGGUUCCGAAGGUCGAUUACUCCGGGUUAUUCGUCCUCGGAUGAGCAGCAGAAGGAAGACUUGGUCACACAGGCUGAGACGCGAUUCGGUUCGCUGAAGCGACGGGGACGUGCGAAACAGCGGCGGAACGGUGCGAUGGGUGGUGGCGCUAGUGUCGCUAGUAGCGGUCAGGCAAGCCGACAGCAGGAAAUAAACGCACAAAUCGGCGAAGCCGUCAUCGAUCAGCACUGUCAAAUAGCGGAAGGAAGUUUUCCCUCAUUUCUGGCAACACUGUCGUCGUCAUCGUCCUCCAAGUUGCCUCCGCCGUCCACUGGUGAUCCUGUGGAGGCGACGGUAGCAGAAACGGCGCCAUCAUUCCCAGAAAGCUUAUCGGUCAAAUCAUCUUCCACUUCACUGUCGACACUUUCCGGGCCGUCCGGUGGAGAGGAGUUGUCGGCGUUAGAUCGAAUUGUUGUGGAUGUUGCGAAGGACGAUGAACGAGUUGAUAAACAAUCGAGUGUUGUUGGUGGAGAUGGAGCUUCGGAAGUCAUGUCGGAGUCUUCUUUAAUCGAAGGAAUUCGUGGUGAAAAUAAGGAUGUUACGGUUAAGGAGAACCCUUCAAAUAAUUUGCUGGAUGAAACAGGCUUGGAGACGAUCGUCGAUGCAGUUUCAUCGGUGAUCAAUCAGGAAGAUGAAUCAACUGUGGUAAAAUGUUUCGAAAAUGAGUCGGAAUCUUUAAAUAUUAAAGCAGUCAGCGUUGCUACGAGUCGUGAGUUGCUUGAAGCUAUGGAAUCACUGUCAACGGUAGUGCCUCUUGAGCCGCAACCGUUGGACAAUUCAGAAUCGUUCGAGUUAGAACAGCUGUCAAUAACUCCGGCAUGUGUUCAGUAUAUUACCACAGUUGAAGACCAGUCAACAGAAAUUAUAAAAAUGCCUUCUACGGUUGAUUGUCCAGAGUUGAAGACUUCAAAUAGCGAACUUGAUGCGGUGGUCAUGCGUUCUGAUGAACCAUCCUGCACUGUCUCAGUAUCUCGAGAAAUUCCAUCGGAAAUGUUACUUAAAUCUUGCAAUAGCUUGAACAAUGUACUCAGAUCUAUUGACGACGUCGAGUCAAUCGAAACUCAGAUGACCCGCGAGGAAGUGAUCCAGUCAUCGCCGACUUCGAUUUCCAGCGAAGUUGCGAAUUUGACACAGACGAAUGAGCCCUUGCCUGUCAAAGAAGAGCAAUCAACUGUGGCACUACAAACUUCAAACGGAGACACAGUAGAUGAUAUCUGUCAAAAUCCAACUAACGAUGUUUCAAGCGAAGAAUCUGCGGCACAUUUUAUGAAAACUCGUCAAAAUUUCGAAGGAGGAUUUUCACAGAGCGUGAACCCAGUUAAAGCAAAUUUGUUUCCUCGUAGUUCAUUGAAGAAACGUGAUAGAUUGCCAGCUGAAACGGAUUCGAAUGAAUUACCACAGACUACAACGGAAAACCUAUCAAAGCAGUUACCAGCGUCGAACUCUGGAUACACAACAACCUUCCAACCAAAACCGUCCGAACCGGAACCAAUUCCAUCGAGCACCGCUCGUUCCAAAGAAUUCGCCAGCUCUUGCUUCCUCCGGUCUCGACCGUCUUCUCAGCGUAGACAGGUUCAAUUCAGUGGCCUCGAAGAAGCCAAUGUAACACCAACCAGACUUCCCAAUCUGGCAACAUCACACUCAACAUCCUCGCUAGCGCUGCUUCGCAUACAAGAAUCCUUGGAUAACUCAAGGCAGCUUCUCCAACAGCAGCAACCAGUGGUCGUUCAACGUCGCCAGCAAAAGUCCUACACUAGUCGGCAUCAUCGCUCCAGCUUGUUGCUACCGUGAAUCACCGUGGCUCAAAUAUAGAAACCUUAUUUAAUACUGUUUCGUUUAUUUCUACUUACAAAAACUACA
Topomyia yanbarensis is the source of this 3422-nucleotide messenger RNA. RefSeq lists its product as uncharacterized. The transcript has 3 exons. The record is from RefSeq and is a predicted model, not a curated record. The coding region runs from base 429 to 3353 and encodes 974 amino acids. NCBI's taxonomy places the organism in Eukaryota, Metazoa, Arthropoda, Insecta, Diptera, Culicidae.